AUGUCAAGGGUUACCAAUUCAAUGGAUAAAAGUUCUGCAGAUGUGAAUCGUUAUGCCGAUAUUAGUAAUAACCCAUUACACACCGUUACAUUUACGUCGUUUGCACUGGGAACAGUACUAGGUUUGUUUUUGGGUUUGAUAAAAGUCGUCAAAAUGAAAAACUUGAAUGCCUAUAUUGUGUUUCUCUGCUUCUUUCAUUUCAUGGAGUAUUUUAUUACUGCCAAGUACAACCCUUUGAAAGUCAAUCAAGAUUCUUUUUUACUUAAUAAUGGAUCGGUUUACAUAUUGUGUCAUCUUAUUGCAACACUGGAAUACGUCAUUGAGUACAUUUUCUAUCCAAAUAUAAAGGUCACUGGACAUUCCAAGUUUCGUUUUUCAAUUAUCGUUGCCGGAUAUCUAUGCAUAAGCGCUGGUCAAGCGAUAAGAUCUUUAGCCAUGUCAACUGCUGGUAAAUCAUUUUCUCAUGUAUUACAAACCAAAAAAAAAAAAGAUCACACGUUGAUUCAAUCAGGAGUCUAUCAAUGGUUUAGACAUCCAAGUUAUUUUGGAUUCUUUUGGUGGGCGUUGGGUACACAAAUGAUUUUGCUCAACCCAGUUUCUUUUACACUUUUUGCAGUUGUAUUAUGGAAGUUCUUUCAUGAUAGAAUCAAGACAGAGGAGAUAUAUUUGAUUAAAUUUUUUGGCGAUGACUAUAUAAAAUUCAAGACAUGUGUUCCCGUAAGAAUCCCAUUCAUUGAGUGA
Messenger RNA from Zygotorulaspora mrakii, 741 nucleotides. It is a transcript of the gene STE14, whose product is annotated as protein-S-isoprenylcysteine carboxyl O-methyltransferase. Bases 1 to 741 code for a protein of 246 amino acids. Lineage: Eukaryota; Fungi; Ascomycota; Saccharomycetes; Saccharomycetales; Saccharomycetaceae. Gene Ontology annotation, cellular component: membrane; endoplasmic reticulum. The record is from RefSeq and is a predicted model, not a curated record. Gene Ontology annotation, molecular function: protein C-terminal S-isoprenylcysteine carboxyl O-methyltransferase activity. Gene Ontology annotation, biological process: C-terminal protein methylation. The transcript has a single exon.